AUGUCACCGACUUUGAUCCUCGGCGCUGUCGAAGUCGAGUUGGGCGUGGUGAUGGCGUCUCAGUGUGAUAAAAUUUGUAGUCUAGACUUACUGACGAUAGUGGCGCCAAGAGCAGGUGAGAAUCAUGACUUGUGCGCUCUGCGUGGCAUGCGGCCGUCCGCCCUUCCUACUCUCCUUCUGUGCUUUUGCUUCUUUUUCGGUCCCUGUGCAAAGGUGGAGCUGUUCUUCGCACCGAACUCCACAAAGAUGUUCAAUUUCCGUGCCGGAUGUGCUGCUCGUCAUGGAUGUCCUGAGGGCUACACCCGACUCAUGUGCACCGACUUUCUCAACAAUGUGAAGGUUCGUGUGCCUUUUCUCCGGGACAUGUGUUUCCCCUCCCUUCAGACAUGUCGUCUCUGCUGUUUCGAAAGUAACUGCAUUGAUCCGACACCGGGCUCGGAUGUUCGAGUCUCCGUAAUGAAGGAUCUGCUGCUGCAAUCCGGAUUCUAUAACGAGAGUAUCAACAAGUAUUUGGCCCGUGAGAACGAAAUUGCUCAAAAUCGAGGCGUUACAACAACAACAACACGAAAAACAACAACGACGAUGAUGUCAACAACACCAACACCUACCACAACAUCGGAACCCAUGGAACUGUGCAAAUCCACUCCACGCACUACGCCACAAGAGGACUUUGACCCAAAUGAGUGGACCGAUGAGGAUGAGCUCGACUCGACCACAACAGUGAGGGUGGAGGAUGAAGGCGAUUUGGACUCGCCCGACAGAGAGGUGAGAGUGGAUGAGGCUGAGGAGGUUAAGAAGGUAGAGUCCAAAACCGUUGCAGGAGAACGGCCAGACGUGCAAGAGAUGGACAUGAAUGAUCAGACUUACAAUGAGGAACCAAGUACCCGAACGGCUACCGCUGUCCUCUGGAAGGCCUCACGAGAUGCCACCACACGCAGUGAGGUGGGCAUAAAAUCCACCCUCCUGAUCGCGCUUUUGACAGCAGUGGGAGCAAUAAGAGCAGCAUUGUGA
This is a messenger RNA of Hydatigera taeniaeformis, 1011 nucleotides long. The record is from the annotation of a GenBank genome assembly. Lineage: Eukaryota; Metazoa; Platyhelminthes; Cestoda; Cyclophyllidea; Taeniidae.